AUGAAGACAAAUGCAGAAGAACAGAUGAAUGUAGAUGAUGGAUGUAGUACCAUUACACCACAGUUUUCAGCAACCUCCGACCAAGCCGCCAAUGAUAGUAACAACAACAGCAUGAACGUGUCCAUGGAAUCUUGCAACAGCGAACCAACAGAUGCAACGGCAGCAACUGCCAAUGCAGCCAAUCCAAUCAUUCCCAUUGAUGUAGAUGCUGAUGACGAAAAUUUUACUGCAUUGAAUAAGAGUCAACUUCUUAAUCUUAACGGUGUCAAAAAAGAGGCGGAAAAAUUGGAACAACUCAAAAAUAAAGAAAUGAAAGAAAGGCAAAAGCAAGAAGAAAAAGAAAAAAAAGAAAAAGAAAAAAAUGAAUUAAAAAUGAGAAAGGAAAAGGAAAAAGAGGAUAAGGAACGAGAGAGAGAGGAAAAGAGAAGACAGAAGUUGGAGCAAGUUGAAGAGAAGAAGAAGAAAGAAGAAGCUAAGUUGGAGGGAAAGCGAAAGAAGGAAGAAGAAAAAAAUAAAACUGAAAAAGAGAAGCAACUGAUGCAAAAUUUUUUCAUAAAAACAACGAAGAAACAAACUGCUAUCUCCACAAAGCAACCAAAUGACUCCGUCAAUCCUCUCUUCAUGCCUUUUGAGUUGAAGUCGGACAUGAGGCUGGCACCCUGCACACGAUACAACAGGACCAACUUAACUGAACGAAAGCGCAGUUUGGAGCAUUUUCUAACAUCUAGAGUGAUUUCAAUUGAAUUUUUUUUUCUUAGAGAUGAAGAUGAGCUGAUCAUUAUCACAAACGCUUCUGAAGGCAGUGCAGCAACUGUUGAUGAUCAGAUGAAACCAAUCAUGAAGAAGAUGAAGUUUCUCCAGUUUCAUGACAACUAUAGACCAGCAUACUAUGGCACUUGGAUGAAAAAGAGCAGUUCUGUAUCAGGCCGAAGACCAUUUGCAAAGGAUUCCAAGCAUCUGGAUUACGAGGUGGAUUCUGAUGAGGAGUGGGAAGAAGAGGAACCUGGAGAGAGUAUCGUCAACUCUGAAGGGGAAGAAGAGACAGAAGAUGCGGAAAAGGUUGAAGAAGAAGGGGAUGAUGAUGAAUUUUUCGUUCCCCAUGGUUACCUUUCUGAAGGGGAGGGAUGUGAUGAGGGUGACGAAGAUGAUUUUUCUCCAGAAGCCCUGAAGCAGAUGCAAAUGUUGAAAGCUAAAAAUUUUGAAGCUAGCAUGAAAUGUAACAAAAUCGAGAAACUCCAGCCAGUGUUCCAUGGCCUGUUCUUCUGGAACCCCUACUAUACCAGCAAUUCUUCUAACAACAAAACUCCAGCAGAUAAAAAAUAUGAAGACAUGGCCAAAUUCUUUAAAGAUUUCAUGGCUGUUCCGAUCAACUAUGAGUUUCCUAUUGACCUCAACGAGCCUGCAUCAUCAAGUAUCACAUCAAGUCCCUCAGAAGUGCCACUCACCCAAGACAAAUCUACAUCUAAAAAACGAAUAUAUGCAGUUCCAGAGGAAGCUAUCCCUUUUCUGAUCAAGUUGGUUCAUGGCUGCUAUUGGAGUUCUGAUAAAAUGACAAGAGAGUUCAAACAUUUUUGGCUUACUCGCAACAAAUUAGAUGCAUCAAAUUCUCAAAUACCUGAAAUUAAUGAUGAUGAUAAUUUUGUUAUUUCAAAAAGACAACUUGAAGCAAAAAUAAAAGAAAUUGCAACUUACAAAAAAGAUGCAAAGCAUUCAAACAGGUUGUGGUAUGUCAAUGAUGAUAUACUUAUAAAAUACCAACUUCAACACUUGCCAAUUCCUUCUGCAUGGGAAUGGUCGAACGCUCCGUCAUCAAGCAGACGACAUCUGUCUACAAACGCAACUCCAUCUCAGCCACAGGAAGUUGAACCAAUUAUGAAUAAGGAGGCUAGAACACCAAAAAUGUCGAUGAAGAUUAAUACUCCUCAGUCCACAGGUAAAAUUUCAAACUUUCUCGUUAAAAGGCAGUCUCAACAAUUGAGCACUAGCGUCAGAAAAAAUAUAUCUCCGUCCUACAAUGCAGUCAUGAGUGAUAGUACAGUGAAAAGACGUGGAUCAGAUUCCAGUAGGUUCCCUUCCGAAUCUGCAUUCUCACCCGUUGAUGGCGCUGCUCAAGGUGUUACUUCCUUUGAAAAUCGAAAACAAAAUCGAAUUGAUGCAGAUAAGACUAAUGCUGCUGUUGCUGUUUCCAACACUCCCUCAACAUCAAAGAAACGUUCCUCAGAAGUCGAUUUGGGCCCGGUAUCGAAACGACCGAAUAAAUCUGCUCAUACCUUUGAUGAAGACUCAUCUGAAGACUGUGUUAUUAUUGAUCCAGCUCCUUGCUUUGUUUCCUUAUCACCUCUGAAAGAUUUAAAUUCUGGACCUACAAGUCCUAAGUUAGUUGAUACUUCCAAGAUAGAAUCAGUCUCAAAGGCCACUCAAAAAGAGGAAGCUAGCAAAUUAAAUAAGUUGGACAUAGGUAGGGAAAAUCAGGCUGUGCCUCUUGACUCCUACACUGGUAAGACGAGUAACUUAAAAAACAUUGCCAGCUUUUUUAAUUUAGAACCGCCAGCUAAGUGA
Molecule: messenger RNA, 2559 nt
Organism: Helobdella robusta
Lineage: Eukaryota; Metazoa; Annelida; Clitellata; Rhynchobdellida; Glossiphoniidae
Exons: 12
Coding region: 1-2559 (852 amino acids)
Biological process (GO): nucleosome assembly
Cellular component (GO): CAF-1 complex; nucleus
Source: RefSeq, a predicted model, not a curated record